AUGAAGGCCACUUUCGUUGUUUCUGUCAUGCUUGCCAGCCUUGCCAUGGCUUCUCCCGUCCAGCUUCAGCCUACCGUUGCUUGCAAGGUCGACAACGACUGCAAGCCCAAUGAGCAGUGUAACGACGUUGGAGAGUGCAUUCCUAUCAAGGCUACUCGUGAUGCUCCUCUGGCGAAGAUCGGCCAGGAUUGUCAGUCUACUAGCGACUGUGUCAAGGGCCUUGUCUGUGACCAGGACAAGAACAUCUGCGAUGCCCCCAACACCCACAACAAGCGUGGUGACACCCUCUCGCAGCUGGGUCAGGACUGCAAGGUUACCAAAGACUGUGUGAAGGGAUUCGUCUGUGAUGAGGACAAGAACGUCUGUGUUGUCCCUAAGAACAAGCGUGACAACGUUCUGCCCCAGAAGUGCAAGUCUACUGGUGACUGCGCCAAGGAUCAGGUUUGCGAUGAGGACAAGAACGUCUGUGUUGUCCCUAAGAACAAGCGUGACAACGUUCUGCCCCAGAAGUGCAAGUCUACUGGUGACUGCGCCAAGGAUCAGGUUUGCGAUGAGGACAAGAACGUCUGUGUUGUUCCUAAGAACAAGCGUGACAACGUUCUGCCCCAAAAGUGCAAGUCCACUGGUGACUGCGCCAAGGACCAGGUUUGCGAUGAGGACAAGAACAUCUGCGUUGUCCCUAAGAGCAAGCGUGACAACGUUCCGCCCCAGAAGUGCAAGUCUACUGGUGACUGCGCCAAGGAUCAGGUUUGUGAUGAGGACAAGAACAUCUGUGUUGUCCCUAAGAACAAGCGCUCCGAGGGCAAGGAUCUGUGCCAGACCGAUGAGGACUGCUCCAAGAAGGAGACUUGCCAGGUUAUCAAGGGCGACAAGGUCUGCGCUGCUCCCUCCAACUAA
Molecule: messenger RNA, 897 nt
Organism: Penicillium crustosum
Lineage: Eukaryota; Fungi; Ascomycota; Eurotiomycetes; Eurotiales; Aspergillaceae
Exons: 4
Coding region: 1-897 (298 amino acids)
Source: RefSeq, a predicted model, not a curated record